This is a messenger RNA of Caenorhabditis elegans, 483 nucleotides long. RefSeq names its product Neuropeptide-Like Protein (gene nssp-87). The record is from RefSeq and is marked reviewed. NCBI's taxonomy places the organism in Eukaryota, Metazoa, Nematoda, Chromadorea, Rhabditida, Rhabditidae. Bases 79 to 444 code for a protein of 121 amino acids. The transcript is spliced from 4 exons.
UCAAAAUUUCCAAACAGCAUUUUUUUAUGAGUUGGCGAACUGCUGCGCCCACCCCAUAAAAUACCUCAAACCAUAGAAAUGUCGAUCUAUUCCUUUUCCUUCUCGAGCAGCAUCCAUCAACGUAUUGUAAUGCAAGUGCUCGCAGCUCUUCUCAUUGCCUUGUUCGCUCUUAUUGCGGUUGCAUCUGCUUUCCGCGGAGGACAUGGACGCCCACUAUACGUUAAAAAUGCGCAACUGAUAGCUGAUAUGUCGAUUGAUACAGACGACAUUCCACCGAAUUUGUUAAUGAAUUUCAAAAAGGAUACAAAAAAGAAUAAUUGGAGACGUUCAAUCAGUGGAAUCGUCAAUCCCACUUCGAGGUUUCGCCAAUCACGGUGGACGCGCGGCGGCCCGUUCGUACGACCAGUGGUAAUGGGAGAAUACUUGGUUUCUCAUCAAACUUGAUGAUCCGUUAACUUGUCAAAUAAAUAAUUUCAUGUUAGA